GUUUGUUGGUUAUGUUCAGUUAUGUGCUAAGUGAAAUGCUGUGCUAAGUUUGCUAAAAGUAGCCAAAAGAAUAUAAUAUAAAGUCAUGGAUGUUGCCGACGUUAAUUUAGGCCAGAGACAACACAGAGAUGAAAUAGGAAUCCGGUGUCAAAAACUUUUCCAAGACUUCCUUGAAGAGUAUAAAGAAGAGGGAGAGCUGAAAUAUCUAGAGCCUGCUUUAGAACUUCAAAAUGAGGAGAGGAGUACAAUAGAAAUCAGUUUUGAAGACAUAGAAAAAUAUAAUCAAAACCUGGCCACCACAAUAAUUGAAGAAUAUUACAGAAUUUAUCCUUACCUGUGUCAGGCCGUAUCCAAUUUUGUUAAGGACAGGGCAGGACUCAAGAAGGAAAAAGAGUGCUACAUUAGCUUCACUGAUGUCCCAACGAGGCAUGUGGUUAGGGAACUCAAAACAGACAAAAUUGGGACUUUGGUUCGCAUAUCUGGUCAAGUAAUUCGGACUCACCCUGUGCACCCAGAGUUAGUGUCUGGAACGUUCACUUGCUUGGAUUGCCAGACUGUAAUCAAGAAUGUGGAGCAACAGUUUAAGUUUACUCAACCGACGAUAUGCAGGAAUCCGGUUUGCAAUAACAGGAUGCGGUUCAUGUUGAACGUGGACAAAUCUCUGUUCGUGGACUUCCAGAAGGUCAGGAUACAAGAGACUCAAGCCGAAUUGCCUCGAGGAUGCAUUCCCAGGAGCGUGGAGGUCAUUCUGCGUGCCGAAAAUGUCGAAACUGUGCAGGCGGGCGACCGUUAUGACUUUACGGGCACUUUGAUAGUGGUGCCGGAUGUGGGAGCCCUAGCCCUGCCGGGGGGCCGUACGCAGAUCCGCUCCAAGCACCAGCGCCCCGACGAGGCCGAAGGCGUGAGAGGACUGAAGGCGCUCGGCGUUCGCGAUUUGCACUAUCGAACGGCCUUUUUGGCGUGCGGCACGCAGCCGACCAAUCCGAGAUUCGGUGGCAUCGAGAUGCCUAUGGGCGAGAUGACGGCCGAGAUCAUGAAGCAACAGAUGACCGACGGCGAGUGGAAGCACAUGUACGAAAUGUCGCACGACAAGAACCUCUACCACAACAUGAUCAACAGCCUCUUCCCCAGCAUCCAUGGCAACGACGAAGUGAAAAAGGGCAUUUUGCUGAUGCUGUUCGGUGGCGUGUCCAAAACGACCAUCGAGGGCACUUCGCUCAGAGGUGACAUCAACUGUUGCGUGGUGGGGGAUCCCAGUACGGCGAAGAGCCAGUUCUUGAAGCAGGUGUCGGAAUUCUCUCCUAGAGCCGUGUACACGUCUGGAAAGGCGUCGACUGCCGCCGGUUUGACAGCCGCCGUGGUUAAAGACGAAGAGUCCUCGGAUUUCGUGAUCGAGGCGGGGGCGCUGAUGUUGGCCGAUAACGGUGUUUGUUGCAUUGACGAGUUCGACAAGAUGGACCCCAGGGACCAAGUGGCCAUUCACGAGGCGAUGGAACAGCAGACAAUCUCCAUUGCGAAAGCAGGCGUGCGAGCGACCUUGAACGCGAGAACGUCCAUCUUAGCGGCAGCCAAUCCGAUUGGUGGCCGCUACGACCGCGCCAAAUCCCUCCAACAGAACGUACAGCUGUCUGCCCCGAUCAUGUCCCGUUUCGAUCUCUUCUUCAUCCUCGUCGACGAGUGCAACGAGAUGGUCGACUACGCCAUAGCUAAGAAGAUCCUUGACUUGCACUGCAACGUCGAAGAAAGCGUCGAACGGGUGUACUCAAAACAAGAGGUGCUGCAGUACAUCAGCUUCGCAAAGAAGUUCAAGCCGAUCAUCAGCAAAGAAGCAGGAGAUUUGUUGGUGCAAUAUUACAACAGGCUGAGGUUACGUGACAGCACCAGCACCGGCAAAUCCACGUGGCGCAUCACGGUCCGACAACUCGAAAGUAUGGUACGCCUGUCCGAAGCGAUGGCACGCAUGGACAUCUCCGACGACGUGCAAACGAAGCACGUGCGCGAAGCCUACCGGCUGCUCAACAAGUCUAUCAUCAGGGUGGAGCAGCCCGACAUCCAGCUGGGGGCCGAUCAGGAGGAGGAGGGGAUGCCAGAGGAUGUGGAUGAAGGGGUGAUGGAGGAGAGGCCUACCGAAGCAGCGCCGGGGGCGGCGAAGAAGAAGAUGCUGCUGAGCUUCGAGGAGUACAAGACCAUCAGCAAUAUGAUUGUGGUGCAUAUGAGGAGGGAGGAGACCAGAUUGGAAGCAGAAGAGAAGGAGGGAAUCCAUAGAAGUGAUGUGGUUGAAUGGUACCUGAACCACGUGGCAGAUCAAAUAGAGACUGAAGAGGAACUGAUAGAGAAGAAGGAUAUGUUCGAGAAAGUGCUGGACCGCCUCAUAUACCACGAUCAAAUUAUUAUUCCCUUGACAAGAGUGGGAUUAAAAGGUUCAGACCAAGAAACCGAAGAGGAUCCAAUGCUCGUUGUCCACCCGAAUUACAUUAUUGAUUAGUAACAAUUACUGUAGUCAUAGAAUGUGUGAAUCUUGUAAUCGUUUAUUGUUUUUCAAUCUUACAUACCUCUCUUUUUAUACAUUAAAUUACUUCAAGUAUU
Molecule: messenger RNA, 2586 nt
Organism: Phaedon cochleariae (mustard beetle)
Lineage: Eukaryota; Metazoa; Arthropoda; Insecta; Coleoptera; Chrysomelidae
Source: the annotation of a GenBank genome assembly